UGUCUUUGUGUAGUGCUGUUGUUGUUGUUGUUCUUAUUUUAAGUGUUAGUGUCAGUGUUAGCAUUGUUAGUGGUGUUGCCUUCGGGUCGUCGCUCGCGAGGGCUAACUCCCCAACUAACAGUCGCUCUUCGUCCUUGCUGCCGUCUAGAGCCUUUUUGGUUUCUCUAAAGGCUAACCCUUAGUCCUGGCGCUGUCCUGGCCCCCAAAUGUACGAGUGUGCGUGUUAAUAAAAGGCUCAUUGUAAUGAGUGCGCCGUGCUAAUCGUUAUGCAAUCGCCCUGCUUCGAUUUCAAGCCCCUGUGAAAUGUCUCUAAAGCGUUAUGCAACUCUCCUGGCGGCCUUCGGUCCAAAUCACACCAUCCCGGCCAGCAGCACCACCUCCUCGACAACAAUAUCAUCGCUCCUUGCAACGGUAGCAGAUAUUUCAACAUCAUCGGCCGAGGAGACGGAGCAGUCCCAGUCCCAGUCCCAGGAGCAUGGCUCUAGCUCAUCGGCAUCUUCAUCCUCGUCCAUAUCCACAUAUACCACCUACUAUAGCAGCGGCCUGGGGCUGUAUCAUCAGCAGCGCGGCGGCUCGGGAGCUAUCAGCUCGAGUGCCGGUGGCGGUGGAGGACCUGGUGGACCCCAGACAUAUGCAAAUGUUGUCAAUGGGAAUGUGAAUCUGCUGCUCGGCGGGGCCAUGCUCACCCUGGUGACAACCAUAUUGUGUGUGGUCUGCUAUUGUUGUCAUCGGAACAUCAAAAAGCGAACCGAGGCCGCCUACAGGCAGCAGCAGCACCAGUGGCUGGAAGGCGAUCCCAACAUGGAAAUAUACAGCGUCGAGCAGUGCUAUGAAACCUCGGGCCUAUUUCUAGGCGACUCCACCGAUGGCCUGGCCGUUGUCCCCACCCUGCAUCAUGAACCGCCGCCCUCGUACGACGCCGUGGUGCUCCACGAGCAACAGCUCCACCAACAGCAGCUGGAGCAGCAGCACCAGCAGCAACAGUUGCAGCUGCAACUGCAACAGCAGCAGCUUCUGAUGCAGCGCGUCUCUCCGCCGCCCGGCUACCGAUCCACCCUCGACAUCAGCAAUCAGAAUGGGGCAAGCGGCAGUAGGGGCACGCCCGAUGGCAGCGUGGAUGCCAUGGCCAGUGGCAGCACUGGAGGAUCGGGUCCUGGUCUGCUGGUUAAUAAGCAGCUACAACUGGCGUUGAAUGCUCAGUCCUGCUGCUCGUUGCAGCGGGCGGAAGUGGAGAGCAUGUGGAAUGCCGCAGCGGCGGCGGUGGCAGCUCGCAGCGGAAAUUGCCUGGAAAUGGAGGUGUUGCAGCCGCCACCCUCCCUUCCGCUGGCCCUGCAGGCUCGCAAGCCGGCCCAGAACUUGCGGCUAAACACCUUCGGGCGCCGAUACCUGCAACAGAGCCACCAGCACAGCGCCAAUCACUACCGGAGGGGCUGCCCGCUGUGCGGCAAGUUCCGCUACGAAGCCGAGGCGGAGGAUGAACCGCUGACCGCCUUGUCCGUGGAGAGCGGCCUGAAUAUGGGCAGGAGAGAGGAGCGGCUGGAGCCCGAGGAGGAGCUGGAGGAUCCAGUGGCUUUGUGUCCGUGUCCCGGCGACAGCGAAAAUGGCAACAGCAUUGCUCCUGACAUUACCACUCUGCAGGAUGCGGCCAACGGCAAUGUCCAGGCCGCAAUUGUGGAAUCAAGCCCGCCAGAAGAGCCCAUCAGUGCUGUCACCGACGAAAAUGACAACGCUGCAACAUCGGCCACACCAGCGGCCACGUCCAGUGGCAGGCAGGAGAAUCUGGAACAAGCCACUGGCAGCCACCAGAAGCGGUUGGGGGAGGAAGAGGAGGACGAAGCCGACUUGAACACCAUUAACGAGAACGGCAUCAUCAGCAUGGACAUGAGCAAAAUCAUUGACAGAUCAGGGCUGCCCACAUACGAGGGUGCCAUCAAGCUCGAGUCCAGCGGUUAUGUGUGAGCCUAAUGAGGACUCGGACUCUCAUACUCAGUAAACCACAAGUGUGCUUUAACUAAAAUUAAGGAUUAAGAUGACUUGAGUUAUAUUAUUUCAGACCUAUGGCAAACAUACUAUGUAAGUUUUAAGAGUGCAAUUUAAUAGUAGUCUCUUCGCUAUCUAAACGCAAUAAUUUUAAUGUUUAAAUGUUUAGAGCUAAGCCCCUUGCGCAUAUCCGCCUAUGAAUGUUCGGUUCGAAUACUCGUACUCGUACUCAAAAAUAAAAAUUAAAUCAAGAGUUGUAAUUGAAAUAAACAAGUAACCUGAAUCGGGGAAGGCCUUCGCCUUAAUAUGCAUAUGCCGAUUGAUUUUGUAUUAAAUACAGAACAGUAGAGACAGAGGCAUGUUGAGCGAAUAA
Messenger RNA from Drosophila bipectinata, 2353 nucleotides. It is a transcript of the gene s-cup, whose product is annotated as stanley-cup. The record is from RefSeq and is a predicted model, not a curated record. Lineage: Eukaryota; Metazoa; Arthropoda; Insecta; Diptera; Drosophilidae.